Messenger RNA from Cervus elaphus (red deer), 1012 nucleotides. Its product is annotated as phospholipase A2 inhibitor and Ly6/PLAUR domain-containing protein-like. Bases 176 to 1012 code for a protein of 278 amino acids. The record is from RefSeq and is a predicted model, not a curated record. The transcript is spliced from 5 exons. NCBI's taxonomy places the organism in Eukaryota, Metazoa, Chordata, Mammalia, Artiodactyla, Cervidae. Gene Ontology annotation, molecular function: phospholipase inhibitor activity. Gene Ontology annotation, cellular component: extracellular region.
GCACCUCCUUGGGAAGGCAAAGAAGGGAGACGGUACCUGAGUCCUAGCAGCUGCUCUACCUACAGGGAAAAAAAUGACUUGAUUCUGAUCUUGGGCUUUAGAUCAGAAAAAAAGGGGACACAGUGGGUGAGACCUGACAGAGAGAGGGUUGGAAGCCCAGACUCCUGGGGUCCCCAUGGAGGAGGGGGCUGGGCACAAGAUGCCGUUCCUUUUGAAUUCUGGUUCUGCCUCCCCCACUCAGAACUGUAGAGACCAACCCCUAGGUCUUCAAACACAAUUUCUUAGCCUAGGGGUAGGGUGGGUCCAGACCCACCCCUUCUCAGCUUCCUAUAAGAAGAGCUGGAGACCGACCUGGAACUGCAGGGUCACACAUCAUUCCAUCAUGAAGCCUUCCAUGAAACCUGAGACCUUCCUGCUGGCCUCUGCACUGCUCUGCACCCUCCUGGGUUUGGGGUGCUCACUAAGCUGUGAGGUGUGUGUCAGUGACGGUCCCAACUGCAAUGGAAAACUGCAGACUUGUGCCCCGGACAAGGACUCCUGCAUUGUUGUCGUGACUGAGAGCAAUAGAAAGGGCUCCUUGGCGGUGACCAGCUACAAGGGGUGUGCGAAAUCCAGCGAGUGUGACUCAGGAUCCUUCGCCAUCACCAUGAACACUGAGAACUACAUGGGCUCCAGGAGGCGCUGCUGCCAGAACGAUGGGUGCAACCAGGAGCCCAUGCCCGCGAUCGUGAGAAACCAUACAGAGAAUGGCCUUCGGUGUCCUUCCUGCAUCACUGCCUUUUCGGAAACAUGCACUUCGACUCAGGAAGCGGUCUGCGUUGGUGAGGAAACCCACUGUGUCGCCGUGUCUGGCCUCGCACAGCCUGGUAUCAGAUUUGCGGCCCGGGGCUGUGGCACGGAGGCCGCCUGCCACAGCAAGCCUGGGACCCUGGUGCCCUCAGGCUCUCGUUUCUUGACCAUCAAGAAGACCAGCUGUCGUCCAAGCCCCCAGGCUUCCGGCAAGGCUGAGUGA